This is a messenger RNA of Paramecium primaurelia, 2696 nucleotides long. Lineage: Eukaryota; Ciliophora; Oligohymenophorea; Peniculida; Parameciidae. The record is from the annotation of a GenBank genome assembly.
AUGAUACGAUCGAUUACAUCCUACCUUAAAAAUGCAACUCAUCUGUACUAAGCCUCGAGAUACUUGCCAAAAUAUUUUUUGUCUGAGAAUGUCAAAGAAAAAUAAUUAAGAGAAAAUGACAUGCUUUGGAUUGCAGCAAAUGCAGAGUAAAAAUAUAAUCAAUAAUUUUCAGUGAUAAAAGGUGUUCUAUUGUAGAAAUUUAAAAAUUCAUACAAGAAGAACCAUUACUCGAAUAAUCUCCAAUUAGAUUAAUGGAUCUGGGAAAUAAUUACUUCAGACACAUUAACCCUAGAAAGAAGAAGACAAUGUUAUAACUCUUAGAUGCAUAUAUUGAUAACUUAACAUAAGAAGAAACACACUUAUUUCAAGAUGCUUUGUCCAUCUAUUUUGAUAAUACAUAUUAAGGAAAAGAAAUGGAGAACUUAACUUGUGAAGAAAAGGAUUUACCAGAACCAUUAUUAUGGCAUAUUUAUAGCUUAAUGAUAUUUGAUAGACUAAGCAGUCAUUAUGCUAGAUAUGAAUAUCUUGAUUAAUUUAGAAUUAUCGAAUAUUUUAAUCAACGAGAUAAAGUAUCUAUAUAUUUAUAUAUAAAAUUUUAGUAAAAAAUUAAUAGAGUUAAGUAUGUGUUCACAUCACAUCCAACUUAACCUAAUUCUUUGACUUAGUUGAUUGCUAUAAGUAGAAUGCUAUAAGGGAUUGAAUAAAAUGAUUACAAGUAUCUAAAAUAUGCUGCCAAAUUAUUUAUUUAAUCAAACAAAUAAAGAGUAUUUAAUGUAAAUUAUCCAUCUUAUUAUUAUUUAGAAAGUGUCUUAUAUUGAGGAAUCAUUAAUUUAUCAUUCCUAAUAUUUACCUAAUCUUAUUAAGGCUGUAGCUUAGGCUUAUGAAUUAGGUUUGUAGAACCCAGAACUAUAUUUUGAAACUCCAGGUACUUGGUUAACAUUUGAUUUCGACAAUCAUCCAGGAAUGGUAGCCAUUUCAUUUCUAUUUAUUAGGAAAUUGGAAUCAUGACUUUUACACAUGGAUUGACAAUUGAUUUAACAAUAUAAUAAUAUAAGGAAUAUAUUGCUGAAGCUAAAUUAGAAGAAAAUGAAGAUUUUAAAAAGAUUUUAGAAUUAUAUUAAUAAGCUUUAGAUUAUAGUAAAAAUAUAAGAGAUUUAAGUGAUAAAUUUAGGGUCAAGAAAGAGAUUUCACUUGAAGAAUUUUAUUAAUAAAUGCCUAUUUUUAAUAUCAAAAAGAUAGAAGAUUAAAUUAAUCAAAUUCUAGAUCAUAUAUUGGCUAAAAAUGAUGAUUCUAAAGAAUAUUUUAUUGCAUUAAAGUUAAAGAAACUCUAUUCUAUUUUCAGAUUAACAGGAGUAUUGGGACAAAUUAGAUUGGCUGGUGAAGAUUUAACAGAUGUAUUAAUACUUAUAUAUGUUUUAAGCUUAAUUCAAUCAAACCCAUGAUUAAAAAUAUAUUCAAAGAAAUCUCACUUUUAAAUGCCAAUGGACAAGCAGCAGAUAUGAUUAUUAUUGCUAAUUUCAAAACCUAAUCAUAAUAUGAUUUAGUGAAUGAUCUAAUCAAUAAAUAUAAGGUUUAGAAUGUAGAAAUAGUACCUUUAUUGGAAACUUUUUCUUCAACAAAUAAUACUGAUUCUAAAAUAACUAUGAUCGCAAGUAGUGACACAAGAUAAAGAGAUGGAUUGAUUUUGACUGAACUUAGAAAUAUGAGAGAAUAUAAAAGGAAUCCAGAAAAAUAUAUUUAUAUGGGAUAGGGUAUUACUCCAGAAAGAGGAGGUGGACCAUAUACUUUGAUCCAUACAAAAUAUUAGGCAUUAACUAGAGCAUAAAGAAAAAGACAUAUAAGAACUAUCUAAGGACACUAUUUCACCUCUGAGUUUGCUAGUGAAGAUGUAGCCUUUACCUUUUUAUUAAAUGGAUUAUCUAAUAUUAAUUAUAGUGAUGAUUUUGAACCCUCAUAUGAAUAUAUGGAUUUUUUAUUUGAAUUAGGUAGAUUCUAAAUUAAAAUUAGAUAAUGUAAUUGGAGUUCCUUAAAGAGCCAUGUAAAAGACUAAAGAAUAUAAUGAUUUGUAUGUGAAAAAUUAAGUUGUCAGAACUAUGGUUGAGUCUUUCAAUUUUGCAGGUAGUAGAGAGAUUGCUAGACCUUUUGAAAGCAUAAAAAAUUAGAGAGCUAUUGUUCAAGCUUAUUGUAAUAGUGAUAGAUGCUCUUUUACUCAUCCGGAAUUAGCAUAUUGGGAUAGAGUUCCAGAAGAAUUAAUCAAUAAAAUAGCAACAUAUUAUUAUAAUAAUCAUCCUCAUAUGAAAUACAUGCUUUAUAUGUAUGCAUUGAUGGCUAGAAGAUGUGAUUUAGACUUUGCAAAAUAAGAAGUUGGAUUGGAUUCAACUAAUCCUUAUUUUCAAGCUAUAUAAAAGGGAAGAGCAGCUUUGAUGAAAAUAUUAGAUUAAUUAGGUUUAGGUGAUAAUAGUACACCAAUGAUAGCUAUUUGGAAACAACAUUUAGGAUGUUAAUUAUAAUCAAUGAAUAUGGAAGUCAAUUAGAAAUUUUCAACAUUUAGAACUUUGAAUUAAUUAUAAUUAUAUUAGGCAAAGAAAAUGGUCAAGUAGGGAAUAUUAGAAACUGAUAUUAUUGCAUGUUAAAGAAAAUUGAGAAUUUUGUAAUCUACAUUAGCAAACAUGACAUCUUUCGCUGGUAAGGGUUGA